GGGGCUCUUUGGAUUAUCAGACCUCCAUGUAUGACAAUUUGUACCUGCAUGGAUUUGAAGACUCUGAGGCGGGAUCAGCAGAUUCAUACACAAGCAGACCAUCAGAUUCUGAUGUAUCUCUGGAAGAGGACAGGGAAGCCAUCCGCCAAGAGAGAGAACAGCAAGCAGCUAUUCAGCUUGAAAGAGCAAAGUCCAAGCCUGUAGCAUUUGCUGUAAAGACUAAUGUGAGCUACUGUGGAGCGCUAGAUGAGGAUGUUCCCGUACCGAGCACUGCCAUUUCUUUUGAUGCCAAGGAUUUCCUACACAUUAAAGAGAAAUAUAACAAUGACUGGUGGAUAGGAAGAUUAGUUAAAGAAGGUUGUGAAAUUGGCUUCAUCCCAAGCCCAUUAAGGUUGGAGAAUAUUCGGAUCCAGCAAGAACAGAAGAGAGGACGCUUUCACGGAGGGAAGUCAAGUGGGAAUUCGUCUUCAAGCCUUGGAGAAAUGGUGUCUGGUACGUUUCGAGCUACACCCACUACCACUGCAAAACAAAAACAAAAAGUGACAGAACAUGUGCCUCCUUAUGAUGUCGUCCCAUCCAUGAGACCCGUUGUGCUAGUUGGCCCUUCUCUAAAAGGCUAUGAAGUGACAGACAUGAUGCAGAAAGCCCUAUUUGACUUCCUGAAGCACAGGUUCGAUGGGAGGAUAUCAAUAACUAGAGUGACAGCUGACAUUUCUCUUGCCAAGAGAUCUGUUUUAAAUAAUCCAAGCAAAAGGGCAAUAAUUGAACGGUCAAAUACCAGGUCCAGUUUAGCGGAAGUACAGAGUGAGAUUGAACGAAUUUUUGAACUGGCACGAUCCUUGCAAUUGGUUGUUCUAGAUGCAGAUACAAUCAACCACCCUGCACAACUUAUUAAGACAUCGUUAGCUCCAAUUAUUGUCCAUGUUAAAGUGUCAUCUCCAAAGGUUUUACAGCGACUGAUCAAGUCAAGAGGAAAGUCACAAAGCAAACAUUUAAAUGUUCAGCUGGUUGCAGCAGAUAAACUUGCACAGUGUCCGCCAGAAAUGUUUGACGUUAUUCUGGAUGAAAACCAACUUGAAGAUGCUUGUGAACACUUGGCAGAAUACCUUGAGGCGUACUGGCGUGCUACACACACUACCAGUAGCACACCUAUGACACCUUUGCUUGGAAGAAACCUAGGCUCCACUGCACUAUCCCCUUACCCUACAGCGAUCUCUGGAUUACAGAGCCAACGUCUGAGGCAUAGCAACCAUUCUACCGAGAAUUCUCCAAUCGAACGACGAAGUCUAAUGACCUCGGAUGAAAAUUACCACAACGAAAGAGCUCGGAAGAGCAGGAACCGCUUGUCUUCCAGUUCCCAACACAGCCGAGAUCACUAUCCUCUGGUGGAAGAAGAGUAUUCUGAUUCGUAUCAAGACUCAUACAAACCUCAAAGAAACCGGGGAUCUCCUGGAGGAUAUAGCCAUGAUUCCCGACAGAGGCUUUGAAUUGACAAACCUGGGGGCAAAUGGUAUUCAUUGGUUGGCCACCUGCUGUUGUAACAUAGCUAGGCCAAACAAAGCAUCUUGAUGCUUACAGGCUGCUGUCAUUUCGUGCUCUAGAAGGGCAAAAGAGGGUAGAUCAAUGUUUCUCAACAUUAGCAAAUUUAAGAAUUUAAGGAAACAAUUCCCGGAGGCGAAGUCCACUCAUCUUAAAGUUGUUGAGGUAGAGAAACACUGAGAUAGAUAAUGCCCUUUCCAUUUAGAAAGAAACGAGUUUGCCCAAACACUUAGAUGUGUUUUCUUUCCCAGGUAAUGUUUCAUUUCAAACUGUUAUCUUUUCUCUCCAUUAGAUAUAAUUAGACACAUCAAUUUGUAACGUAGAAUACCUGUUGAAGCGCACAUAUGAUAAUUUCCUGUUACGGAAAUUCCAAAUGACCAGUUCCAGUUGGAACCAAUUUAUAAACCAAUUCCUGUUGGAAUUUGGGUGAAAUUGACUGGAAAGUCAACCUGAGCAUGUU
Molecule: messenger RNA, 1999 nt
Organism: Protobothrops mucrosquamatus (brown spotted pit viper)
Lineage: Eukaryota; Metazoa; Chordata; Lepidosauria; Squamata; Viperidae
Product: voltage-dependent L-type calcium channel subunit beta-4
Exons: 13
Coding region: 27-1487 (486 amino acids)
Biological process (GO): calcium ion transmembrane transport; chemical synaptic transmission; neuromuscular junction development
Cellular component (GO): voltage-gated calcium channel complex
Molecular function (GO): protein binding; high voltage-gated calcium channel activity
Source: RefSeq, a predicted model, not a curated record